AUGGCCCCAACAACAACUUUCAUUCAAAUUUCCCCGGGAAAAGUUCUUCCACUCCGGAUCUUUAUAAACCGACUCUCCGUGUAUGAGAACCAACAGGUUAUCCAUGAAACUGCCAUAGCUACAGAGAACGUCUUGAACACACCUCAAAGGCCGACUAAGUCUCUGUUGAGACUGGUAAACGCCGUUCAUGUGAAGCUGUCGAAUAGAGAUUUAAGCCGUUUUCUGGAGUUAUUCCUGGACACUUUACUGGUAAAGAUACUGGAUACCCCGUUGGAUCUUCUCUUUGCUGAAAAAUUGGAAAGCUCCGAACUGGAAGAGUACUUCUUGCCCCAGGAUAAGGGAAACAUGCUUUUAGAGCUAAAAAAAGAAGAAUGGGUAUGUCAUGUUCAUUUCGACUCGGAAGAGCUGGCAAAAGUCAGAGAUAUUGUGAAAAAUGGUGGGGAUCCGGGCACCAAUGGUGCUUUCGAAUACACUCAACUGCUAACGCGGUCACAGGAAUUGCAAAACCCUCCUGAAAUACUGGAAGAGCCCAAAGAGGAUUCUGAACUACUGCUCUUAGAGCCACAAGAAUCACAAGAUACUAAGAAGAUGGCAAUAAGCACACAUUAUCUCCCCAACACAAUCAUAGGCCCACCCGUUGACAUCUACAUUGUUUCUAAAGGAAAACACGGCAAAGAAAAAAUGUAA
This is a messenger RNA of Komagataella phaffii GS115, 687 nucleotides long. RefSeq lists its product as hypothetical. Bases 1 to 687 code for a protein of 228 amino acids. The record is from RefSeq and is a predicted model, not a curated record. The transcript is spliced from 2 exons. Gene Ontology annotation, biological process: double-strand break repair via single-strand annealing, removal of nonhomologous ends. Lineage: Eukaryota; Fungi; Ascomycota; Pichiomycetes; Pichiales; Pichiaceae. Gene Ontology annotation, molecular function: flap-structured DNA binding.